UACAAAGCCGUAAAGGCUUAGGUUACACCCUACUAGCCACUAAGUGGAAGAGGUCUGACAGGAGCAGCCCUUGGCAGUCAUUUAGAAGCAAUCCUCAGCCAUAACACAGCUAGACAAUGGGCAAGAAGAGUCGGGUGAAGACUCAGAAGUCUGGCACAGGGGCCACAGCGUUGGUGUCCCCCAAAGAGAUGAUGAACUUGAUCUCAGAACUUCUGCAGAAAUGCAGCGGCUCCGCCCCCUCCACGGGCAAGGAAUGGGAGGAGUAUGUCCAGAUCCGUGCCUUGGUGGAGAAGAUCCGAAAGAAGCAGAAAGGGGUCUCCGUAGCGUUCGAGGGCAGCAGGGAGGAGCACUUCCCCGAGCUCAUGGCCUGGGCUGCAGAAUGCGGCGCGUCCUGCAGUGGCUUCGAGAUCGCCAAGUUCGGGGGCGAAGGCUACGGCCUCCGAGCCACCCGCGACAUCAAGGCAGAGGAGCUCUUCCUUUGGAUUCCCAGGAAAAUGCUCAUGACCGUGGAGUCGGCCAAAAACUCGAUCCUGGGCCCCCUGUACGGCCAGGACCGGAUCCUGCAGGCCAUGGGCAAUGUGACGCUGGCACUGCACCUGCUCUGUGAGAGGGCUGACCCCGCCUCCCCCUGGCUACCCUACAUCAAGACUCUGCCCGCCGAAUACGACACCCCCCUCUACUUCGAGGAGGAGGAGGUGCGCCACCUGCUGGCUACCCAGGCCAUUCAGGACGUGCUCAGCCAGUACAAGAACACGGCUCGCCAGUACGCCUACUUCUACAAAGUGCUCCACACUCAUCCGAACGCGAGCAAGCUGCCCCUGAAGGAUGCCUUCACCUUUGACGACUACAGGUGGGCCGUCUCGUCUGUGAUGACGCGUCAGAACCAGAUCCCUACCGAGGACGGCAGCAGGGUUACCCUGGCGCUGAUUCCGCUCUGGGACAUGUGUAACCACACCAACGGCCUGAUUACGACCGGCUACAACUUGGAAGAUGACCGAUGCGAAUGUGUUGCUCUCCAGGACUAUAAGGAGAAUGAGCAGAUCUACAUAUUCUACGGGACACGGUCCAACGCCGAGUUUGUGAUCCACAACGGCUUCUUCUUCGAGGAUAACGCACACGACCGGGUGAAGAUCAAGCUGGGUGUGAGCAAGAGCGAGCGGCUGUACGCCAUGAAAGCCGAGGUGCUGGCCCGAGCUGGGAUCCCCGCGUCCAGCGUCUUUGCCCUGCAUCGCAGCGAGCCUCCCAUAUCCGCCCAGCUCCUGGCGUUCCUGCGGGUCUUCUGCAUGACGGAAGAGGAGCUCAAGGACUACCUGGUGGGUGAGCAUGCCAUCAACAAGAUCUUCACGCUGGGUAACGCGGAGUUCCCCGUCAGCUGGGAGAACGAAACCAAGCUGUGGACCUUCCUGGAGACGAGAGCCGCGCUGCUCCUCAAAACGUACAAGACCACGGCCGAGGAGGACCGCUGCUUGCUGCAGCAGAGCGACCUGUCCCCACACGCCCGCAUGGCCGUCCUCCUGCGCCUGGCCGAGAAGGAGAUCCUGGAACGGGCGGCGGCCAGCGGGCGAACCAAGCGCCUGCACUGCCAGGAGCAGCUGGAAGGGGGCGCCGCACUCCCCCUGUACGAGGAGACCGACGCAGCGCUGCUGGAUGGCGCCGGCGCCAAGCUGCCCAUAGUCCUGCGCAAGCUGGAGGAGGGAGACGAGGAGGCGGAGCUCGGGACCGCCCACGCCCCCGUGCUGGCCGCCCACGGGACGCCGCUCCUCAACGGGGAGAGCGGGGAGCCCGGCAGCGGCCGGGCGUGCACCCAGCUGGAGGAUGGGAAGGAGGCGGCAGGGGAGAACGGGGAAGCUUCCGCACAGGGAGACGAGGCGAGCGCCCAACGAACUGGAGCCACGGCCAAAGCCAACGGGGAGUAGAGGGUGUGCACGGCGUCGCACACUCAUGCCCUCCGCUGCUUAUUUAUUUUGGUUUUAAGUGACUGAGAGAAACGGAAGUGAAAACAAUCGAAACUAAAAAGGCAGAAAAUUUCACCCUUUAUUUAUGUCUUUGGCUGGUUUUUUUUGUUGUUUUUUUUUGUUUGUUUUUUUCUUUCUCCUUUUUUAUAUAUAUAUAUAUAUAUAGAUAUCUCCUGCAGCCUUUAGUAUAACCAGCAGGGGCUAAGCUUUCUGAGGGAGACGUCUGCUGAUCCAUCCCAUGUAUUCGAGGUUUUAAUGGUGCCACACUGGUGCGUUUUUUUUGUUUGUUUUGUUUUGUUUUUUAUAAAUAUAUUUUACAUUUUUUUUAAGUUAGUUUGUUGCUGUGUCUCUCCCCCACCCCCACCCCUUUAAAGCAGGCGGCUCAUCCUACCCAGCUAAAGAAGGACUUGGAGACCCCGGGAACUCUGUGAUGUAACCCCUCGUGUUCAGACUGUGAUUCUGCUGAGUCUUGUCGGUGGAUUUAAUGAACCCGCCUUCCAGGAGACGGCCAGUGCACGUUUGCAGGAGUCAGACGGACUUGGUGAAUUGGUCAGGGCUGGGGUUGUGGUUUUGGGUUUGGGCUCCUCCCAUCCGAACCACCACCUGGGCUCAUUCGUGUUGCUCCUAACGGAGACCCGCUGUUUACUGCUUCACUGUAGGCUACGUCAGGAAAACGCUCGGCGUUGGUGUGCGUUGCUAGACAAUCGUUAUUGUUAUUUAUUUUUUUUAACCCCCCCCCCCCCCUCACAUUUUUACACUGAUCUGUUUGGAGAAGUUUCCUGUUAUCAUCACUGGAGGAGUGCUGAAGUUUCCAAAGGGACGUUUGCCCAGAACUAGAAGCUGAGAGAUAUUUGUGAAACUGAGGUGUACUUUGGGAACAUUUCCCAUAUUUUUUAAAGUGAUAACAAGCUAUGGAUUGCUUGUGGGUACAUGUGGGUACUGGGAAGUACUUUCUCUGAAUGUAGCCUGAAAUGUGUUUUCAUGUUCAACAGGUGUAAUACAUGGUAAUAUGCUUGAGGACCAUGUCCAUUGCUGGAAACAUGGAAAAGAGGUCAUGGUCCAUCCUUCUCAGCGUAUUCUGGAUGUUGGGUUCCGUCGUAAGCAAGGCCCGUUACGGUUGCAUUUCUGCUCUAUCUGGUCAUCUUUAAGCCUUGGGCACCGUCAUUUUUAGCCUGUCUCCUGAAAUGCGCUUUUACGAGGUGAUGUUACAAGAAGUCACAUUUACAACACUGUUGUUGGUGUUGUUGUUGUUGUUGUUGUUGGUGUUAUUGUUAUUAUUAUUAACAAUACAUUUUAUCUAAUUUCAUACCCUUUAAAAUGCAGUUCAGUUCUUUACAGUACAUGUUAUAACACACAGGUAAACAAGUUACAUGAUAAAUGAUAAAAUGUAUUUAAUUGGAAGCAGAAAGUAGCAUAAUAUAAAAUAUAGUGUAAUUCUUAAAUUACUAAAAUAAAUUUAAAAAGGUUAAUGCUAAUAUAAAAACUACUGGGCAGUACUGAGUUCCCUGUCAAGGAAAAACAAACAAACCAGAACCUUACUUCAUCAGUUUAUUAGUGCUAAUUCUUUUUGUUUCAUUAAGUUAAAACUUGAUCUUGUUUUGGAACAUCGAGGUUGUCAGGCAAAAAGACAUGUAUGAAGGUGCUAAGCCAUAAAGAAAAAUGAAUAAAAGGGUUCAAACAAAACG
This is a messenger RNA of Electrophorus electricus (electric eel), 3640 nucleotides long. It is a transcript of the gene setd3, whose product is annotated as SET domain containing 3, actin histidine methyltransferase. The record is from RefSeq and is a predicted model, not a curated record. Gene Ontology annotation, molecular function: protein-L-histidine N-tele-methyltransferase activity; protein binding; protein-lysine N-methyltransferase activity. Lineage: Eukaryota; Metazoa; Chordata; Actinopteri; Gymnotiformes; Gymnotidae. Gene Ontology annotation, biological process: peptidyl-lysine trimethylation; peptidyl-lysine monomethylation; actin modification.